GGGAAACAUGUUUUUUCACUCUUCAGAAAAAACGGAAGGAAUGAGGAUUGCUCCACAUAAGAACAAGGGAAACAUUCAAAACUUGAAAGAGAAACAUUCAAAACUUCUAACAUCUUUUUAUGUUUCUAUAACAUGCAUGUGAGUCUUUAAAGCUUCUUUUAUAUUUCUAUUUUUUUUUUUUUUUUUAUAUUUCUUUAACAAGCAUAGUUUGUUUAACUGCAUGGCACUGCUCAUUUCUAUGUAAUGCAUAUUAUUUAACUUUGCCACUGAUAUUAACAUUGUGGUUAAAUGCUCAAGCAUGCAUGUGAAUAUAUCUAAAUGUGUGUUUGUAUCAAUAAAUAUGGUGUUAAUAAUCAUAAAUUCUUUUUAUGUGUCUGAGGCAGACUUUACCUUUCCUAUCUCUAUUUCUUGUGUCCACUAAAUUUUUCACUGUAGUUAUUUAACCACUUUUACUGCAGCAUAAACCAUGUUUUCCACUACAUUUUCCUCUGUUGUCUACAUUCUUUUUUUUUUAUUCCACUUAUUUUUAUAUGUUUUUGCUGGAAUGGACUCCUGCCACAAUGAGGAAGGCACGCCAAGUGUUUGUAUGCCUAAAUUUGAGAAUGCCGCCUUCAAUCGUACCAUAAUUGUUUCAAACAUGUGUGGCUCUCCACCUGAGGACUACUGCAUGCAGACAGGGUCUACGCGUUCCUGUCGGCAUUGUGAUGCUUUAGACCUUAAGACAAACCACAAUGCCACGUACCUGAACGACUUCCACAGUGAUGAGGAACCUACAUGGUGGCAAAGCCAGUCGAUGUUCUACGGAGUGCAGUACCCCAACUCUGUGAAUCUAACAUUACACUUGGGUAAAGCCUAUGAGAUCACAUACGUCCGGUUGAAGUUCUACACCAGCCGCCCAGAGAGCUUUGCCAUUUACAAGCGUACAAAUGAGACAGCACCUUGGCAGCCAUACCAGUACUAUAGUGCAUCUUGUCGUAAGACUUAUGGGAGGAAUUCCAAGGGCUUCAUUCGGCCUGGAGAAGAAGAAAGAACGGCACUUUGUACAGAUGAGUUUAGUGACAUCUCUCCCCUGACAGGAGGAAACGUAGCCUUUUCUACUCUCGAAGGAAGACCCAGUGCUUACAACUUUGACCAGAGCCCAGUGCUUCAGGAAUGGGUGACAGCUACAGACCUACUGAUCUCAUUAAACAGACUUAACACCUUUGGAGACGAGUUCUUCAAGGACGCCAAAGUGCUGCGCUCCUACUUUUAUGCUAUCUCUGACUUUUCUGUGGGGGGCAGAUGCAAGUGUAAUGGGCACGGCAGCGAGUGUGUACCAAAUAAACAAGGCCGUUUGGUGUGUGUGUGUGAGCACUACACUGCUGGGACAGAUUGCCAACAAUGUGCUCCAUUCUACCGGGACCGGCCAUGGGCUCGUGCCACUGGAGACUCUGCCAAUCAGUGUGUUAAAUGUAACUGCAGUGACCGUGCAGACCAGUGCCUGUUUGAUAUAGAGCAAUACCGCAGUACAGGUAGUGGUGGGCGGUGUAUUGGCUGCAGAGACAACACAUCAGGGCCACAUUGUGAACGAUGCAGAGAAAACUUCUACAGAUCCUCUCCAUUGCUUCCUUGCAACAACUGCAGUUGUAACACUAUGGGCUCUGUGAGUCUCCAAUGUGAUGAGGAAGGUGUGUGUCUCUGUAGGCAAAGUGUGAUGGGGGUAAAGUGUGAUGUCUGCAGGCCUGGCUUCCACUCCCUUGGACCAGGAGGCUGCAGGUUGUGUCAGUGUGAUGAAAGGGGCAGUGUAGGUGUGUGCUCAGCUGGAGAUGGAAGGUGCUACUGCAAACCCAAUGUGGAAGGGCACUCAUGUGAUAGGUGCAAACCUGGCUCUUUCAACCUUCAGCCUGGGAACGCACAUGGCUGUCAGAUGUGCUUCUGCUUUGGACACUCACUGGCAUGUUCAUCCUCCAAUCAUCAUGUCCAAUUUAACAUCACUUCCAGCUUUCUUGAAGACACCGAUGGCUGGCUUGGUGAGUUCUCAGGACAUCUGGAAGCUUCCUUAAUAUGGAAAGAGGGAGAAGUCUACCUGCUACCUUAUAGUGAGGAGGACAUUGGCUUCUAUAAAGCACCAGCAAAGUUUCUGGGGAACCAACUGCUAAGUUACGGCCAGCACCUUACCUUGUCGUUCACGGCUGAAUCAAGUGAGCUGUUGCCCAGGAUUGUGACUGUGGAUCUUAAAGGAUCUGGACUGUCAGUUAGCGCUAAUGUGUUUGCGAAGCAAUAUGUGGAUAAUGUGCCUAGCCAAGCCCCCCGUAACAUCUUCACCCUCAGGUUAACCGAAACAGAGGUGAAUCCAUCACUUACCGAAUUUGAGUUUCAACGUUUACUCAACAACCUGACUGCACUACACAUCAGCAAUGUAGGAGGACGAAACUAUACCUCCCAGCUUUCUGGGGUGACACUGACCUCUGCAACAGUGGUUGAAUCCUACUAUUACAUCCCCUCUGCUCCACCUGCCCCCUGGGUUGAGGUGUGUACAUGCCCACCAGGAUUCAUUGGACAAUUCUGCGAGCAGUGUGCACCAGGUUUUACUCGAGAUAAUCCUAAUGGUGGUCCAUAUUCACCCUGUGUGCCAUGUAACUGUAACCACCACGGGACGUGCCAUCCUGAAACAGGUGUCUGUGACUGCACAGACUUCACAACUGGUCCCUCUUGUGAGCGUUGUCAGGAUGGUUACUAUGGGAACGCAGUGACUGGCAGCCCAGGAGACUGCGUGCCCUGCCCAUGCCCAGGCCGUACCACAUGUGCCCAGGUGCCAGAGACAGGGGAGGUGGUAUGUACCAAUUGCCCAUCAGGACAGAGGGGAAUGAGAUGUGAGUUAUGUGAAGAUGGUUUCUACGGUGACCCACUUGGCUGGCAUGGUGAGGUACGGUCGUGUGUAAGGUGCGAGUGUAAUGAAAACACAGACCCCAAUGCCGUGGGUGUGUGCGAUCAUGUGACUGGACGCUGCCUCAAAUGUAUAGGAAACACAGAUGGGGACAGAUGUGAAAAAUGCCAAAGUGGUUACUACGGAAAUGCUCUGGAUAGGACCCUAAAUCCUUCACAAAAAUGUCUGCCCUGUGUCUGUAACCCGGCUGGCACUCUGGGGUCUGUGAAUGAGUGUGAUCCUCGCACAGGAAGAUGUUUGUGCCUGAGGCAUGUGACAGGAAGAGACUGUGGACAGUGUGAGUUUGGUUACUUCAACCUGAAGCCAGGGCUUGGCUGUGAGAGCUGUAACUGCAAUCCCACUGGCUCCUCAUCCCAGGUGUGUCACCCAAUCACAGGCCAGUGUAUGUGUCGGACAGGUAUCGAGGGCAGAAUGUGUGGUGCCUGUCACAUGGGAUUUUUUGGAUUUUCAUCCAGAGGCUGCAGAGCCUGUAACUGUGACCCAAUGGGAUCAGUGUCCAUGCAGUGCCAUGCCAACGGAACGUGCCUGUGUCGCCAAGGUUUUGUGGGUUACAAGUGUGACAAGUGUGAGCUGAAUCACUACCAAAACCCAUUGACCCACCAGUGUGAGGAGUGCCCUGUGUGCUACAGUCUCAUCAGAGACCAGGUGACUAAACUUAAAAGCCAGCUGUACAGUUUAGAGAGACUGCUUUCCAACUAUGACUGCAGGAGACCAGGCAUGAGGCAACUAAUCUAUGUGCGUCCAAAUCACAUACGACAGCGUCACAAGCUCGACAAUCACUUGCAUGAGCAUCAAGGGGAGGAUUACUUACCCAAUGCACUGGAGGAUUUUCUAGCCAUCCAAGAGGCACGAGAUGCUUUCAUCAGCCAGCUCACACAGCUGGAAACAUCUGCACAAGCCCUACAGCUGCAGCUGCAUUACUUUGCCAAUAUAAUUAACUGCAACCUCCUAAAGGAAAAAGGAAGUGCUGGCCGUGAGCAAAGCAAUAUGACGUUGAAGUCAAUAAAUAAGUGCCGAGCUCUUGUGGACACAUUUGCUGCUGUCACCCAAUCGCACUCACAGCUUCAGAAGAUGACCUUAGACCUUAACAGUCUAGUAAUUCCAUUCAUUAUCCCAAAAGGACCAACUGAAUGGAAUGCCCUUGUGAAUGAAUCAGAAGCUUUGGUUAGCAGUCAAAACAAAAUGGCUGCUCAGAUUGAAGGGCUAGCAGGAGAGGCUUUAAAAGUUUCUAACAAAACCUAUUUGAUAUUGCUGGACCUACUAGAGGACAACUCAACAGAGCAUCAUAUACAAGAGCUUACUGAGCGACUGUCAGAGAUGCAGCAGCUGAAGGAGAAUCUUACACGACAGGCAAAUGAGACCCAUGCCACCUACCUGUCAGUGGAGAAGCAGAACAAAGAAGCAGAGGCCAUUUUACAAAAUGUUACCGACACUCUCCCCAAGCAGCACAAGGACAUAAAUAACAACCCCGUGAACGCAACCUUUGCAGAGCAGCUCAAUGAAGCAGAUAAUACAUUAACACAGGAUGCACAGCUGAUCCAGAGCCUAGACCUGGCUAACAGGACGACAGAGUUGGAUUUGCUGAUCCAGUCCAAGGAACAGUUGCUAAAUAAGACCAGGCAGGAGUUAGAACCAAGACUAGCAAAUGCACUUAAUGAUCUAAACACCACUGAAGAGUUCCACCAGCUGACAGAUCUUGCCCUGGGGCUCAAAGAGGCAGCCCUCACUUCAGUGGUGGAAGGAAAGAAGAUAGAAUCGGAGGCAUCCUCUCUUCAUAAACAUAUAGAGGGCAUAGAGAAGGAGUGGCCUGUUCUGCGCACUACAACACGCGAAGCUCUGAAGCGAGAAGGCAUUGUGGAGAAGAAAAUCCUGACGGAGCUGAACAAGAAGGUGAGGCAUGCUGAGAGAGUGCUCAGACCUGCGCUGGGGAAUGCAACGCAAGCAAGAGAUAAAGCAUUGCAGACUCAGAAGACGGCUAAUUCUGUGGCCAAGGAGGCUAAGGCAUCUCUGUCACAAGCAAAGCAGACAAAGAAGGUGUCUGCUCAACUGAAGAAGGGUGUGAUAUCAGCAGUGCAGCAGCUGACAGAGCAGGAGGUCUUAGCUUCUCAGGUGGCAGCAGAAAUGCCAGAUGAGGCUGAUAUUUCUUUAAAGGGAGUGAUGGGCAGCAUGGAGUCAGCCAAGAGCCAGCUGGAGGGUUUUACUCACAUGCUAGCCGAGAUGCUUGGUCAGAUAGCAGAAAGGAACAUAGACGUGGAAAAGUACGACCGUGUGCUGAAUGAGACAGCUGCACGUCUCCGAGUACUCCGAGGCAGUGUGGAAAGCCCAGCACUGACCAAGAAGUUCCAGAUACUUCUUGGAGCUGCUGAGGCUCAAGAAAAGCAGCUGGUGGAGCUUGAAAAGAAUCUGCAGGACAUCCAAGAAGAGCAGGACAGCCUGAAUGAUAUUGCUCAGAAUCUGCCCAAACAAUGCCCAGAGAGGAGAAAUAAAAGAGGCUAGAAAAGACAAACUAUAUCUUUGGCAUACUCAUUGUUAAAUAUUUGAUUGAAUAAAUAUUAUCUGGAUCUAGUGGAGGUGAGGUGUGCUCACUGAAAAUCGUUAAUGCAGUUCCACGUCACACAACCAGGUGUACAAGCACUAAUAAAAAUUUGGUUUCUGACAUUACAUAUACAGUUAAACCAUACAUGUUUGAAUUGCAACCUAUGCAUUAUAACCCAUACUGAAAUUCAAUAAAAGAGAAAGUCUUUAUUUAUGUUUUUUUAGUUAUUUGGUUUUUAUUAUGAUCUACCAAAUUGUGUAACUUUUAGUCUCAAUUUAGAGUCUUGUAACUAAAUCCAGCUAUAUCUGAUGCGUGUCUGCAUGUCAAAAAUGCAUGUCUGCUGGCUUAUAUUAGAAAACUCU
Clarias gariepinus (North African catfish) is the source of this 5824-nucleotide messenger RNA. RefSeq names its product laminin, gamma 3 (gene lamc3). The coding region runs from base 467 to 5422 and encodes 1651 amino acids. Lineage: Eukaryota; Metazoa; Chordata; Actinopteri; Siluriformes; Clariidae. The record is from RefSeq and is a predicted model, not a curated record. The transcript has 28 exons.